AUGUCUCGCGCAGACGAUUUCAUGAAGAUGAAGGCCCAGCUGGAAAGCACGCAGCUGAACAUUAUCGUCUCGGCGAGCAUGACACUGCUGUUCGCUGAAUACUUUCAAACACUAAGGCUAGAGGUGGCUCUAGUCUGGUCCGUUCACUGGGGAAUCGUGAAGAUCGUAUAUUUCAUCAACCGAUUCCUCCCAUUCGUUGUAAUUCCCUUCACAUUUUAUUGGGAACAAUUUCGUGGUCCGACCAUCACCGCUGGUGAGCCCGAGCGCUUAGCUGCACCCUAUCAACGUUCUGACCAGAAGAAGCUUUGCAAAAUCAUCUUUUCGAUUCCAUGCAUUGGAAUCGCUAUGUGCAUCCUGAUAUCAGAAGUCAUCCUCUACGUCCGCGUAUACGCAUUGGCAGGUCGAGGACGAUUGAUGCUGACCUUCAUGAUCGUCCACGGUCUGGCCGUUUUUGUCGCAAGCAUUUCCCUGUUGGGAAAGUACGUCGUUCUGGGCUCAUGGGGACAAUCCCAGUUCGCCGACAUCGUCCCGGGUUGCGUCGGUAAAUUCACGACGAACGGCGAGUUGGUCAUGAUCGCGUACGUUGUCCUGCUGUACAGCGGAUUCGUCGUGAUGAUCCUCUGCGUGUACUUCGGACUCCGGAUAUACUGGAGGUCGAGACGCAGCCCGUUGAUCAAGAUUUUUUAUCGGGAUGGGACGUUUUAUUUCGUCGUUCUGGCUGUGAUGUCCAUUGCGAAUGGGGUUUCCGCUCAAUUCCUUCCCGCAAGGUACCGUUUCCUCAUGGCACCACCACAAGCCGUAAUGCACAGCACACUCUCAAUCCGGAUGAUCCUCCACCUACGAGAAACAGCGCGGAUGGAGAUGGGGUUCAGAGGUGGAGGGAUUGCUGUUGAACGAGGGCUGCCGCAGGUGUCUGGGACUCCUAAGGCAAACGAUCCUCAGAAUCUCACUUUCCGUUGA
This is a messenger RNA of Coprinopsis cinerea okayama7#130, 960 nucleotides long. RefSeq lists its product as hypothetical. The transcript is spliced from 17 exons. The record is from RefSeq and is a predicted model, not a curated record. NCBI's taxonomy places the organism in Eukaryota, Fungi, Basidiomycota, Agaricomycetes, Agaricales, Psathyrellaceae. The coding region runs from base 1 to 960 and encodes 319 amino acids.